GUCUAUUUCAAACUGUUGCAACAUUACCUCGCUAUCAGGUGACACGAAUACACAGUGGAUUAGCGAGUCAAGUCACGUUCCCACUCAAACUAAGGCACAAUGAUUUCGACAAAACUUUUACUACGUUUAUCAAUUUUCUACGUCUUUCUGCCUUUAGUCACGUCGAUGAGGGUGUCCACAAGCUAUGGUGACGUCGAAGGUCUCGAGGAAUCCUACCCGAAUUCUUCUUUCGCUUACAAGUCAGUCAGCAAAUUCCUCGGGAUUCCAUUCGCAGCUCCACCAGUUGGCGACCUCAGAAUGAAAGCACCAAAAGAGCCAGCUUCUUGGAAACCAAAUGUACGCCAAGCUAAACAGCACGGAAAUAUUUGCAUGCAAAAGAAGACCUUCGAAUAUUUUGUGCGGUUAUUUACUCAAAAUUUUACCUACAGCGAAGAUUGCCUAUAUCUCGAUGUCUACAGCCCGAACGUGAGCCAGCAUCUACCCGUAAUGGUUUACAUUCAUGGAGGAGGCUAUGAGUUUGGAAGUUCAAUCACAUACCCUGGCGAUUACUUGGCUCUCCAAGGCGUAGUAGUUGUUGUUAUUCAAUACCGUCUUGGUACGUUUGGCUUCCUGACGACCGGGGAUUCCGCUGCCCCUGGGAAUUAUGGAAUGUUAGAUCAAGUGGCGGCGCUCAAGUGGGUCAAAGAUAACAUAAAAAAUUUUGGAGGGGAUCCCGGUGAGGUGACCAUCUUUGGAUUAAGCGCUGGUGGAUCAAGUGUUAGCCUCCAUUUAUUGUCUCCACUGUCUGAAGGCCUCUUCCAUCAAGUCAUUGCAGAGAGCGGAGUGGAUUUGAGUCCCUUUGCAAUUCAGCCGACUUCCUUCGGUCUCCGCUAUACCAAUGAGCUUGCUGGAAACCUGAACUGCCCAACGGGCGACCACAGCGAAAUGAUGGCCUGCAUUCGUCAGAAAGAGACAAAGAAGAUACAAGACGCUUCCGAAAAAAUAACCUUAAGUUCUGUUGAAUACCUGGACUGGGCACCAGUUGUGGAUAAAAACUUUCUUCUUGACACCCCCCGGAAUCUGCGUAACAAAGGAGAGUUUAAGAGAGAUAAUUUAAUGAUCGUCUUUGCCAGUCAGGAGGGCGGAUCUUUUCUGGGUAUGAUGGCAAACAUGUCCUUUGGGAUGACACAAAGUGUAGACAACGGAGUGAGUCCCUCUUUCUUCAAGGAAUUUCUAACAAAAUAUGCGCACGCUCAGAAUAUCGGGUAAGUUAAGUUAUCUGUUAUAACUGCUUUUUGUCACAAGAACUUGUAAAGUGCAAAUAUGAACAAAUAUGACAACUUUCUUCUUGAAGUUUUUGAACGAAGACAUGUUAUGUGUAAAACUUUUGAACGAAGUUUUUCUAGCGUAGAUGAGGUUACAAUUUUACAUACAGAAUGUUAUGGGAAAAGAGAGCAAAUGUGCAAAUGAAAAACUAUGCCAUUUUUUUUGGGAAAAAUCUUUCUGUCACAAAAUUGACAUCUCAUUAGUUUUUGGCAUUGUAAACGUAAAACCUCGAUAGAAGGAAUUUCCCCUACGCGGAUGACGUUACAAUGACACGCACCUUUGAAACUUGAAACUUGAAAGGGUUUUUACAACUUGGUAAUUCUACUCUAUCAGGGUUUCCUCUUCAAGCGUCUUUUGACCUCAGUCCUUAAUUAACAAAAGAGCGCUGAUAAAUAUCCGCAUAGGGCAAUAUAUGUGUCAAUGAUAACAAGCCAGGGUAAAUGCGACUCAAGCAAGGAAAAGCUUUUACUAACUCUGAAAUUAAAAUGAUUAUCUCUUUCUUUCCUUUAAGAGAGCAGAAAGGUGACCUCAUAAGGGAUGCAUUGCAGUUUAUGUAUACCCCAUGGCCUGACAGCAGCGAUAAAUACGCGCUGAGAACCCAGCUCGUUGAUCUCAUCGGUGAUCAGCCUUUCUACGCCCCAAGUCACGCAGUCGCCGAUAUCCACAGCAAGUAUGCCGAUGUUUACAUGUCCAUGUUCGAUUAUCAGCAAAAAGUACGACCCCUUCACAAGGCGUGGUACGGAGUACAACACGGCGAUAAUGUUUUUUUUGAAUUUGGAGGCCCGUUCAUGCCUCGUUUUGCAAAUUUGUUUCCGGACCAGUCGGACAAAGACGUCAGUUCGUUUAUCAUGGAAAUAUACACAAACUUUGCCAAGUUCGGCAAUCCAACACCCCAGCCAGUCAGCGGUGUUACGUUCGAGAGGUACAACUCCAGUCAGAGGGCUUAUCUCCGGGUGGAUAAAAAAUCCGAGAUGAAGGCCUCGUUUGCUCCUCGCCGAAUGUCGUUCUGGAAUGAUUAUCUUCCCAAGCUGAUGGAAGUCAAGUUUGAAAAAGAGACAGUGGUAGUGAGUGAUGCUGGCUGUGCCUCUGCCAUGGCAAAGUUUGUUUUCAUUACGUUCACUUUUUCAUGGAUGGCGCUUUAUUGAGGAAGACUUUAUAGGGCGCACGAGAGCAAAACUUUGCAAAGGUUCCUUCUUUAAAGACUGCGAGCGAAUGUAGAAUUCAUCAGGUGCAAGGAUAAUCAUGAAAAACAAAGUUUGAAGAUGGAAAUAUUGAAAAUUUCAAAUUAAUAUAAUCCAAACUGAUCCUCUAUAUUGCCCAUAUUUCAAGACGCAAUUACGAAUACUUUUGUACUUUGUCGUAGAUAAAGCAGAAUUUUAUCGGCUAAUGGAAAAUUGAAUAUUGAUCAGACUGGUUGAAGCUGCUAUUAAUUUUGCCACAUAAAGUAUGUUUGUUUUAUUGUCUAAUUUCAAUUUCUUAUCGAGUGGCUGUAUUUAAGAAAGUUCUGUGAUUUUCUCACUGAGAAACGCAAACGCGUUGUAUUACCUCAAGGAGUUACUAUGGAUGAAUUUUGCCUCUGAAUAAACCCACCUGAUGUGAUUUUUAUGGCAUUUUGGAAGACCAUACAUUGUCUGAAAGUUUCUGUACAACCGACUUGAUUUUGUCUUCCAACAAUCUCUACUGAAC
Molecule: messenger RNA, 2991 nt
Organism: Pocillopora meandrina
Lineage: Eukaryota; Metazoa; Cnidaria; Anthozoa; Scleractinia; Pocilloporidae
Source: the annotation of a GenBank genome assembly